Salvia miltiorrhiza (redroot sage) is the source of this 2202-nucleotide messenger RNA. Its product is annotated as pentatricopeptide repeat-containing protein At1g11290, chloroplastic-like. Gene Ontology annotation, biological process: RNA modification. Lineage: Eukaryota; Viridiplantae; Streptophyta; Magnoliopsida; Lamiales; Lamiaceae. The record is from RefSeq and is a predicted model, not a curated record. The coding region runs from base 20 to 2122 and encodes 700 amino acids. Gene Ontology annotation, molecular function: protein binding; zinc ion binding; RNA binding. The transcript has a single exon.
UCUAUUCUAGCCGUUGUAAAUGAACUGUUUUCACAAGCAUCCUACCCGUUUCUCAUGGCGCCAAAACGCACACUUUCUUCUGCAUCUAAAACUUCGCCUAAAAUAUUAUUCAACUCAAAUGUCGCAGGCAUCGAUUCUCCAAAAGAUUAGAGAUGUAAAGCCUCUGCAUCAAGCCCAUGGUCAUAUAAUCGUGUCAAAUCUCUCUGAAAAUGUUUUCCUAUGCAACAGGUUGAUGAAUGCAUAUGCUUCUUGCGGACUUGUAUCGAAAGCCCAGAUUAUAUUUUCUCAAAUUCCGAACAAAAAUUUGGUGUCUUGGACGAUUUUGCUAUCUGGUCUCACGAAAAAUGGCCGUUUCUUCGAAGCUGUUGAGGUGUUUUAUGGGAUGAUGGUUCUACAAAUUAGGCCGAAUGAGAUAACAAUAGCAAGUGUUUUGCCCGCAUUCGGAAAAUUAGGGAGGGUUUUGUUGGGGAAAUCUGUGCAUUGUUACUGGAUAAGAUGCAAUUUCGGUGAUAAUGUGUUUGUGGAAACAGGUUUAAUUGAUAUGUAUUCAAAAUUUGGGUGCAUGAGAAUUGCGAGGAAUGUGUUUGACAAUAUGUCUGUGAGAAAUGUGGUCUCGUGGAAUGCAAUCAUUUCAGGCUACUCAGAUAAUGGAUAUGGAGAGGAAGCGUUGCGGAUGUUCAAUUUGAUGAAGAGGAAAGGGAUGUCUGGUGAUAUUUUUACUGUGAUGAGCUUGAUCAGUUUAGAGGAUUUCAGAGUAGGAAGUGGAAUCCACGGCUUAAUAGUUCGAAGUGGAUAUGAGAAUGAUCCACUAAUUAGAACUGCUUUGAUGGGAUUGUAUAUAAAUGGAAACUUUGUGAAUGAUGCUUAUCGUAUAUUUGAGGAGAUCAAUAAGAAGGACUUGGUUGCUUGGACUUCGAUGUUGAGAGGGUUUUCGAGGAGUGGCAAUUGGCGAAGGACCAUUGAACAUUUCAACAAGAUGAUGGGAGAAAACAUGAUAGAUUAUGUUUCUCUUAUAACUAUGCUUUCGGGUUGCAGCUGUUCUGGAGCUUUGCAGCAGGGUAGGCGAAUGCACGCCCUGGUGUUGAAAACUGGUUUUCAAGAUGAUCUUUUUGUUGGUUCAGCUGUAAUAGAUAUGUAUGCUAACUGUGCAAGUAUGAUAGAUGCAAAAAGAUACUUUGGAGGUAUGGUAGAGAGAGAUGCAGCAUGUUGGAACGCGCUGAUAUCUGGUUAUGGCAUGAUUGGUUGUGGGAAUGAAGCCAUAGUCACAUUCUUAAAGAUGAAGGAUUCGGGCCUAAGCCCAGAUGAGUCGACAUUGGUAUCAGUCCUGUGUGCUUGUAGUCAUGCUGGCCUGGUCGAGCAAGGGCUCCGAAUCUUUGAUCAAAUGACUAAAGUUUGGAACUUGAUUCCUAAUUUGAAGCACUAUGCCUGUGUUGUAGACCUUCUUGGCCGUUCUGGGCGAAUAUAUGAUGCUUACUUGCUCACGAAGAGGAUGCAUCUGCAACCGGGGCUUGAGAUAUACAGUUCUCUGCUUACUGCUUGUAAAAUCCACAGGAACUUUGAGCUGGGAGAUGAGAUCUCUCGAGAACUUAUUGAGUUGAAACCUAAUGAUGCAGGGCACUAUAUAUUGCUCUCAAACAUGCAUGCUUUGGCUGGAAAUUGGGAUUGUGCUAGAAUGAGUAGAAUAUCUUUGAAAUCGAGCAACUUGAAGAAGAACCCUGGCCUUAGUUCUAUGGAAAUAAAUGGAGAAAUGUUCACAUUCAUGGCAAGCCAGACAGACCAUCCUCACUACCUAGAGAUUAGGGACUUCCUUAAAGGCUUGAUUUUGAAGAUAAAAGCUGCAGGGUAUGAGCCUGAUACCGACUCUGUGCUCCUAGAUGUGUCGGAUGAUGUGAAGAGAGAUAUUCUGUUUCACCACAGCGAGAAGCUGGCUAUUGCUUUUGGACUGAUGAGGACUAAGCCGGGAGCAGUAGUUCGGAUCACAAAAAAUCUAAGGAUUUGCGAUGAUUGCCACUUAGCUAGUAAGUUUGUCUCCAAAGCCUAUGCACGAGUUCUGGUUAUAAAGGAUGCCAAACGCUUUCAUAUUUUCCGUGAUGGCGUGUGCUCUUGCAGAGACUGGUGGUGAUUUUUGUUUUAGGCUGUGUAUAUACGAUACAACAUUUUUACUUCUUUUCAAUAUAUAAAAUUUGCUUGUUAGUAUCUUCA